AUGUUUGAUCGGUGCUGGUUUGAAUUUUAUGUUGGAAAAUGUCAUUUGAGAAGAAACUGUGAUGGGCUACGAUUUCGGAUUCUCGACUUGAAAGCGUUAGCCUUUUUGUACUAUUACCCGAACGAUCGUUAUGUUUUCACUGAUAAGGAGGUUAUCAAUCUUUUCAAAAGUGCGCUCGGCCGAAAUCAGGCGAUUUGCAACUGUUGGGCAACAAAUAACGAUGUGUACGAUUUCACCAGCUUGAGAGAAAAUGAGAUGAUGAUUUAUUCGGGAAUGAAUAUGGAGCAACUACAGAACUAUGCUUACUGUGUCAGCCCGCAAGCAGAGCACGAUGACGAUUUUUGUGGCAGUGAUUCACUGGAGUAA
Messenger RNA from Caenorhabditis briggsae, 366 nucleotides. RefSeq names its product Protein CBR-ETS-10 (gene Cbr-ets-10). The record is from RefSeq and is a predicted model, not a curated record. The transcript is spliced from 4 exons. The coding region runs from base 1 to 366 and encodes 121 amino acids. Lineage: Eukaryota; Metazoa; Nematoda; Chromadorea; Rhabditida; Rhabditidae.